AUGAAGUCAGAUCUUCUCCACAAAUUUCACUGGAUCAGACACUGUCCGAUACAUACGCUAACGCGGCCAUCAGCCAAGCACUUCUUCUCGGACCCUACCCAUCUGGUCCAGACCGCUCUGAACUCCCUGACUCUCACAAACCCUUCUCUUGCCUAUGACCCUGAAAACAAAAUCAUUUUCCGUCGUCCGGAUACGACGAAGUCCAAGGUCGCGAUUGUCUCUGGAGGUGGCUCCGGCCAUGAGCCCGCCUUUGCCGGCUAUGUUGGCAAGGGCUUCCUAGAUGCCUCGGCCGCCGGUACCAUUUUCGCUUCUCCCUCCGCAGAGCAAAUUCGCAAGGCUGUCAUGGACUGCGUCGACAACGAGAAGGGUGUCCUCAUCAUCCCCAUGAACUACACCGGCGAUGUCCUCAACUUCGGUAUGGCUACGGAGAAGGCCCGCGCCGCGGGUAUCAAGACCGAAUUCUUCGCCAUCAACGACGAUGUUGGUGUCGGUAAGAAGAAGGGCGGCAAGGUCGGCCGUCGCGGUAUUAGUGGUGGUAUCCUCGUCUUGAAGAUCGUCAGCGCGCUGGCCGAAGCUGGUGGAUCUCUUGAGGAUGUUUACCGCACCGCUCAGUUGGCAAACAAGAACCUCGUCUCAGUUGGCUCUUCCCUGGAGCAUGUCCACGUCCCUGGCAGAGCCCCACCAACGGAGACCAUCCCCGAUGGUGAGGUCGAGGUCGGAAUGGGCAUCCACAAUGAGCCAGGAUCUCACCGGGAGAAGUUCGAGCUGACCGAACUGGUCGCGACCAUGCUCCUUCAGCUCUUGGACCACAACGAUCCCGACCGCGCCUGGAUCACUCGCAAGCCCGAUGAUGAGUUUGUGCUGCUGAUCAACAACUUGGGUGGUGUGAGCGCUCUCGAACUGUCGGGUAUCACCGAUGAGGUGUACCGUCAGUUGAACAGAGACUACAACGUUCGGCCCAUUCGGGUGAUCCAGGGUACCUUCCUCACCAGUCUGAACGGCCUGGGCUUCAGCAUCUCCCUGAUGAAGCUCGUGGACACUGGACUGGGCGAGGGCAAGUCCUUCCUUGAACUCCUUGAUGCCCCCGCUGAGGCGGUUGGCUGGUCUGCUCCCAUCCGUCCUGAGACCUGGGAGCACCGCUCCGAUGCUCCUGUUGAGCUGAAGAGGACCAAGUUGCCCGAGGAUCAGCCCAGCAACGUCAAGCUGGAUGUUGAUUCCCUCAAGAAGGUUCUGGGCAGUGCACUCAAGCGUGUCAUUGCUGCUGAGCCUGAAGUCACCCGCUUCGACACCAUCGUCGGCGACGGAGACUGCGGUGUGGGCUUGAAGCGUGGUGCCGAGGCCGUCCUUAAGCUCAUCGAAGACCCCUCGUCCCCGCUCACCGACGACGUCGUGAACGCGGUGAACCGCAUCGUCAGCAUCGUCGAGAACGUCAUGGACGGAACCUCCGGAGCCAUCUACGCCAUCUUCCUGAACGCCCUGGCUCACGGUCUCCGCGAGCAAGACCGAGGCACCACCACCCCCGCCACGGUGGAUGUCUGGGCUGCUGCACUCUCCUACUCCCUCACCGCACUCUCCCGAUACACCCCCGCCCAGCCCGGUGACCGUACCCUCCUGGACGCCCUUGUCCCCUUCUGCACGCAGCUCCAAAAGGCCAAGGACGUGCACGUCGCCGCCAAAGCAGCACAGGAAGGCACCGACUCCACCAAGAACAUGAAGGCCAGCCUGGGACGGUCCGUCUACGUCGGUGGUGAAGACGAAUGGGUGGGCAAGAUCCCCGACCCCGGCGCUUACGGACUCAGCGUCUUCCUCAACGGUCUGUCUGAGGCGUUGUAA
Aspergillus costaricaensis CBS 115574 is the source of this 1833-nucleotide messenger RNA. RefSeq names its product putative dihydroxyacetone kinase (DakA). The coding region runs from base 1 to 1833 and encodes 610 amino acids. Gene Ontology annotation, biological process: glycerol catabolic process. Gene Ontology annotation, molecular function: glycerone kinase activity; ATP binding. The record is from RefSeq and is a predicted model, not a curated record. NCBI's taxonomy places the organism in Eukaryota, Fungi, Ascomycota, Eurotiomycetes, Eurotiales, Aspergillaceae. Gene Ontology annotation, cellular component: cytosol. The transcript has 3 exons.